AUGGCCGGCCCACCAUCAUACCCCGCCAAUACCAACCUCACAUCCAACCCACCACCCCCAUCGACAUCAUCGCCGUCCAACGUCGCAUUCACACCAAGCGCAACCUCCAUCGCCGACUCCUCAGACAAUGAGUUCGAGCCAACACCCGUCCACAGCCCAGGCGGUCCGCAAUAUGAAGAUUUGCCACCAUCCUACGACGAGGCCCGCGACCAAGCCGUCCACGACACCCGUCAUGGCAUUGCCCCAGUAGACCCCAGCCAAAUCGAAGCCCACCGCAUCACCACCAACGAAGGACCAAACGAGCCAGAAGUAUGGGAGUACCGCGUAAGAGGCGAAGAACCAGAUCCUGCAAGUGAACAGGAACAAGCACCAGACUAUGCGAAUCACACAAACGACAAGACCACCAGUGUUCCAGUCCAGCAUGUCAGUACGAGUGAGAACAUCGCUGUGGGACGAGUGCAUGGCGGAUCUGCUUCCUCGAGCAGCAAAGAGAAACAGCAUGAUCUAGCUUCUGACCUGCUCACCCAAGCCUUGGAGUUCAGCCGUGGAGAACCAGAUGCAAAGGCGCAGUAUGCACCGCAUCUAAACCGCAUCAUCGCGAUACCCGACCAUGCAGGACCAGCAAGACGUGUAGACGAACAUGUAUACUUCUUAGUUGCGUACGCUGAAGUGUUGGACCGGCAUUCCAUCAAGCCAGCCGAAUUUGCAGAGUUCUUGUACGGUCUACAAGUCCUGACUACAGCGGCGCACACAACGGCUGAAGACUUGCUUCAAAAACCGUCACAUCAAGGACUCUCUUCCAGCAUCGUACACGACUACAUCCGAGGAGCAAAUGAAGCCUUCUUCGCGCCAAGAGGCCUGAUUGUGUCGUUCCGCAGCGAGACUGCGCUUCUAGACAUGCUACCCAUACCAGCGGGCCACAAACCCAGCGUCCUCGCCAACUUGGCCGAUAAGACUGCAACGGCUGAAUGGCGCGCAAGGCAAUUGUAUCCUUGGAUCGAAGCUCUCGACGCUGACGCAGUGCCGAUGCCGAGUGAGAGAGUGCUCAAGCUGCAUGAGAUGAGUGAACGUUUCGCAGGUCCGACGACGGCUACUGGCUCGCCUGAUUAUGCCGGAAACAGCGGUCUUGGAUCUGCUGGUGCAUAUGAAGAACCACCUCACUCCAUCCCCGGACCUCCAGAGGAAUCCUCCCACGCACACGGUCGACACGGACGAGGCGCCCAUCAUCCCCGCGGCAGACGAGGCGGUCACUGGUCGCCGUUUGGUAUGCCAGGCCAUGGCCCCUUUGGUGCACCCGGUAACGGACCUUUCGGCCAACCCGGCAAUGGCCCUUUCGGGCGCGGCGGUCGAGGACCUUUCGGACCCCGCGGCAACGCCUUCUUCGGUAGAGGAGGUUGCUCCGCUCGCGGCGGACGAGGACGCGGACGCGGGCGCGGACCACCGUCGUCCGCAAACGAAUGGGCGGAAGUAGGCAAAGAAUUAGGCAAGAUUGGGGAGCAAUUCGGUAGACAUAUGGGGGAUCUAGGUGUGGAGAUUGGGAAGCGGGCGAGUGCUUUUGGGGUGGAGGUGGGGAGGAUGGCUGGGGGGAAUGCUGGUGGAAGUGGAGGUGGAAAUGCUGGUGGAAGUGGAAGUGGGAAUGCAGGUGGAAGUGGAAGCAUGAGCAUAAGUGGAAACAGAGGGCCUACUACCUCAGGUCCAACUUCUCACCAACAAGCCCACGACGACCUUCCACCUGCUUAUGCUGCACCGCCAGGACAGGAGACGGGCGUGCUAUAUGGCGACCGUAAAGUCGAUACUGGAUACUCGGCCGACACGAAAGAAAAGGGUAAAGCUGCGGUCAAGGACGUGGAUGAAGACGACGAUACCUCCUCAUUGUCAUCAGAUAGUUCAGACUCGGAUUCCGACUCCUCGGAUGACGACUACGACUCCGACUCCUCCAUCACCCCCGCCACAACCCCCAAAGCGCAAUCCCUCAGACUCGCCCGCCGUAACAUCAAGCAGCGAAACCGCGAGCUCAAGAAACAACACCGCCUCAGGAAACGCGAGUUGAAAGCCAAACACGCUGAUACCAACACCAAGGGCAAAGGCAAAGCGGCGAAGAAAGCGAAGAAGGAUCCAGAGUACAAAGCAGCGAAGAAAGAGUAUAAAGCGCAGAGGAAGGAACUGAAGAAGGAAAGACUGGCUGUGAAGAGGGAGUGGCGGGAUGCGAGGGAGGAGAUGAAGAGGGAGAAGAGGGGGGUGAAGGGUAUGGCUGCUGGGGGGAUGUCGAGAGGAGGAGGAGAAAGGGAGGGAGGAGGAAGAGGAGGGAAGGAGGGCGUUUGGUUGGUGAUUGAGAAUUUGGCGCCUUGA
Alternaria viburni is the source of this 2349-nucleotide messenger RNA. RefSeq lists its product as uncharacterized. NCBI's taxonomy places the organism in Eukaryota, Fungi, Ascomycota, Dothideomycetes, Pleosporales, Pleosporaceae. Bases 1 to 2349 code for a protein of 782 amino acids. The record is from RefSeq and is a predicted model, not a curated record. The transcript has a single exon.